GGGCCUUGGAGGUAACAACUUGAGUGGCCUCAUACCAGCGAGCCUGGGGGGAUUUGAGGAUCUAACAUCCCUGAACGUCUCGGGCACGGGGCUGACCUGCCCUCCAGAGGGCAGCAAGUGCCUGGUGAAGCAGAGAAACACCACCAGCUUCUGCCGCCUCUGCUUCUCCUUCUGCUCCUCCUGCACUCCCCAUGCAU
Closterium sp. NIES-65 is the source of this 197-nucleotide messenger RNA. Lineage: Eukaryota; Viridiplantae; Streptophyta; Zygnematophyceae; Desmidiales; Closteriaceae. The record is from the annotation of a GenBank genome assembly.